This is a messenger RNA of Nicotiana tabacum (common tobacco), 3630 nucleotides long. Its product is annotated as putative pentatricopeptide repeat-containing protein At1g03510. Gene Ontology annotation, molecular function: RNA binding; protein binding. NCBI's taxonomy places the organism in Eukaryota, Viridiplantae, Streptophyta, Magnoliopsida, Solanales, Solanaceae. The record is from RefSeq and is a predicted model, not a curated record. Gene Ontology annotation, biological process: RNA modification.
UUCAAAUAUGUGGACUCAAUCCUAUUCCCAGUAUGAAACAGGACCAAACUUCUAUUCCAUCACUAACAUCUUUCACCAUUUUUGCAACUCAAAGAAUCUGAGAGCCAUUAAAGUAUUUCAUGCACAUCUAAUUAGAACAGGAUUACUCUUUAUCUCCCCUAACUUUCAAUUCAAACUCAUAUCUACUACAUGCACAACUACUUCACUUCCCAAUGGUAAUAACCUUAAAACCUUAAUCAACUUCUUCAAAUUCCUCAAACCCAAAAACUCUUUGCUCUUAAAUUCAAUUCUUUCCCAUUUUUCACAAAAUGGGUUUCAUUUUCUUGCUCUUAAAACAUUCUCUUUCAUGCAUUUUAGUGCUAUCGACAUUGAUUCAUACACCUUGUGUAGCUCCAUUACAGCUUCAUCUGCUAUUAAAAAUGUAAACUUUGGGCAAAUGGUUCAUACCCUUGUGCAUAAAUCAGGUUGGAUUUCUAGUGUUUAUGUGGGGUCUGCUUUGAUUGACAUGUAUGCCAAAUCGUUGUGUAUCAAGAACGCAGCUGUGUUGUUCGAUGAAAUUCCUGUGAAGAACACAGUGUGCGUGAACGCGCUUCUUUCGGGCUAUUCUGAAGCUAAGAUGUGGAUGGAGGGGUUGGCAUUGGUUAGGAACAUGCCGUGCUUGAAUCUAUCUUGGGAUAAUUUCACUUUUUCAGCUGCUUUGCGUGCUUGCGUUGGGCUCUCUGCAUUUGAAUUGGGUAAGCAAGUUCAUGGACGUGUUAUUCGAAAACUUCAUGACUUGGAAUCUGAUGUUUUUCUUCAAAGUUUGUUGAUUGAAAUGUAUGGCAAAUGUGGGUCAGUGGAGAAGGCUAGGCAUGUAUUCGACAUGGUCGGCUUUAGAUGUGGAGAAAGAAAGAAGGAUGUUGUUCUUUGGACAUCAAUGCUUGGUGUUUGCGGAAGAAAUGGGAAAUUUGAAGAAGUGAUUAAUUUGUUUAAUAACAUGGUGAUGGAUGGAAUUAAACCAGAUGGUGUAGCAUUGUUGACUGUUCUCUCCGCUUGUAGUCACACUGGCCACGUAAAUCUUGGAAUGAAGUACUUUGAAUCAAUGGCAUCUAAUUACAGUUUGGAACCCAGCCCCGAGCACUACAGUUGUGUGAUUGAUUUACUGUGUCGUGCAGGUGAGUUGGAUAGAGCAUGGAAACUAAUCAACGAGUUAUCUUACAAAGAUAAUGAUAAUUUCACUGUUACCUUGUGGGGAGCCUUGCUUAGUGCCUGCCAUAACUUUGACAAUGUCGAACUAGGUAUAGUAGCUGCUCAAAGGGCAUUGGAUUUGGACCCUCAAAAUGACGGGGUUUAUGUUCUGCUAUCGAACAUGUAUGCCAGGAAUGGCAUGUGGAAUGAAAUUGAGAUGUUGAGGGAACAGAUAAAAGAGAAGGGAUUAAAGAAAGACAUAGGACAUAGCUUGGUGGAUAUCUGUAGAUGAGAUAAAAGCAAUGGUCAGAAAUACGCCACAUUCUUCUUCUCAUGGAUUCUGUAGCUAAAAGAAAUGUUUUAUGAGGUAUUACUGGCACAGAUUGUGAGGGUCCUUGAUUAUUCUCGUUGUGUAAGAUAGAUUGCGACAAGUGAUUAGAGCAUACUAUAAGUGCAGUUAUGAUGUUCAAGGUGGUUCACACAUGGAGUGCUCCUACAAGUGUGUAGCUGAAGUUAGAUUUUUCAAAGACCAUGUUUCAAUGUGGACUAGUUUCUUAUGUGCGACUGCGGGCAUUUAAAGCAGUAGAGUACGGGGAGUAACCUUUACAUCCAAAUAUUCCAGGACAAAGGAAACCAAAAAUAUUCAUCAAAUUGACAUGAAGCUAAAUAAGGAGCUCGCUGGGGCAGAGGAGUGCCUCUUCCAUCUCAAUGAAGAGCUACUUGGAAGAAACCUUUACUCUGGAGACGUUCUUCAAAUUCAAUUUUCAUUGAAGCUCUUAAAAAUUAUGUUGGACUUGAGGGGAUGAACCGAUUUCUUAUUUGUGAAGUGACAACAGAGAAAGAGGAUUUGGGCUGUGCCAUGACUUUGAUAUGCUCGGACUUAAUGAGCAACGUAAGGAGAGUCUAUAGCAGUUAAAGAUGAUGGAAUUACAGGUGGGCAGGGAGGAGGAAGGAAUUAGAGGAGAUAAAGAAGAAACUAUGGCAAUUCAAUGUUAAAAUCUGUGGGACACGCUAGUCGCCAGGGCUGCAUGAAGCGCACAAGAUGGCAAGAACUAGCUCAUCUGGAAAAGUAACCAUAAUUCUUUAUAAGUUUCCUCAUAUUUGAAGCAUAAAGGUUACAACUAAAUAUCAGGAAAUGGCUUUAAGUUUCUUCAUAUUUGAAGCAUAAAGGUUACAAAAUAAUAUCAGGAAAUGACUUACUCUUAGUUCUUAACUUCAUGGUCAGGAAUCAAAUGAAAUGGGUCCUAAUAAGAGACCCACUGACAUAUAAGGCACAGAUGAGCCAUGUGAAAGGAAGUCCAAACCAUAUUCAGUGAUACGAAAUAUCCUUGCCUCCUCAGUGAAGGAUGAAUUUAUUGCUCGUUUUUCGUCAUUGUGCAUUGAGAUUCAGUUGCUAAGUUGUGGAAUGACUGGAGGAUAACUAAUAGUUAGAAAAGCUUUAAAACAAUGACAAUGGAAAAGUUGUGGAAUCUGAUAGUUAUGCAUGUGUAAAGUGAGCCUUGUGGUUCAGUUGAACAUGCUUGGCUUUCACGGUAUAUCAAAAUGGAAUUCAUGAAAUAAAUUGGGUAAGAUCUUCUAUAACAAUGCAUCGACUAUCGAGAUGGAAAAUGAGCUAUGUUGUUUGAAGAUUUCCAGAUAUCUUCAAGUAUAGUACCAUCACCAAUGCAUAUUUCAUCAAAAUAAAGAUUGUACCUCAAAGGUUUUUCGCUGUGACAUGGUUUAUGUAUAUAGUAUGAUAAUCUGAAGAUAUUUACUGAUGGUUUAUUUCGCAUCUGGAGGUGCAAGUUCAUACUGCAGCUCUCAGAAGGGAGUCGUGGGAAAGAAUUACAGUUUUACUUCAAAAUGGCCCAGGAGUUGUGGCGGGUGCUCAUCCAUUGCAGAGGUGGAUGUACACAAAGGAGGUGCUGCACCUGCAGAUGACACAAUGCCCAUCCGAUGUGGCUCAGAAGUAGCGUGGAGAGCAGUCCAAUAGAUUUAGAAGUUCCAGAAAUGCUCAUCUCAUGUAGGAAGGUAAUAGAGUGCACAGGGUCUCAACUGAGCUCUUGUAAAAACGAACAAUUGAAAGCAUAGUUGGAGAGAUUCAAAGCUGUGACAAUAAGGUAUGAAUAGAAAGCCGUUUUACAUUGUUUUCCUAAAUUUCGGGUGAUUGUGCAUGUACUAUCUACGGUCUUCUCAACCUACUUAAUUGCUGCUAGCUUGUGCUUUUGUUUGUUCCGAACCGGAUGUGAAAUCCUAAUCCUUAACAUUUGCAGAAUUUGCUGUGGGUCCAAAGAGUAUUUUCCUCGGCCUAUCUAUUUCAACCAUCCUUAUAUCUGCUCUCUCUCUAUAUAUACAAUAUAUACAUAUAUCUGUCUGUGUAAAUAUUUUUGGCUUAGAAACUGAGGCUUCUUGUACUUAGGCCACGUCAUAUGGGUACCUUAAAACUCUUCCGAAAACAAACUACGUUGGAUGGUUUAUCAUGAC